UGGUAAAAUCAGAGUCACAAGAUUAUGUGGGCGAAAAAAUACUGUUCUGUACUGCCCUCCUCCGGUCUAGACAGAACAAUUGAGUCUGCGCUUCAGGGAAAAUGAGUGAAUCACUGGUUGUGUGUGACGUUGAUGGAGACCUAGUUAAAAAGCUACGGGAGUUCCGCUUCCGGAAGGAGACUAACAAUGCUGCUAUCAUCAUGAAGAUUGACAAGGACAAGCAGCUUGUCAUCCUUGAUGAAGAACAUGAGGAUAUUUCUCCUGAUGAUCUGAAGGAUGAGCUGCCUGAAAGACAGCCAAGAUUUGUGGUGUAUAGCUACAAGUACGAACAUGAUGACGGACGAGUUUCUUACCCUCUCUGUUUCAUCUUCUCCAGUCCAGUGGGAUGUAAACCUGAGCAACAGAUGAUGUACGCCGGAAGCAAAAACAAACUGGUGCAAACUGUCCAGUUGACCAAGGUGUUUGAGAUCAGAAACACGGAGGACCUGACGGAGGAAUGGCUUAGAGAGAAGCUGGGCUUCUUCGGUUAAGACGAGACCAUUUUGGUGAUCUAAUGGACUGAAGGGUUUAGAGGAGGAACAAGACACUUGGAAAGAAAACAACACCAUUACUUACGUUUCCCUCCUCUGAUGUACCUAUUCCCAUACAAUCCCCCCCCCCCCCCCCCUCAACAUGUGCCAGUUUCCUGUGUCCUUAAUGAAAUUAACACUACCACUCCUUCUGAGAUGGACAGAGCAAAAUUCAAGGGAAAUUGAAAGGAAUUGUCAUGGCUGCAAUUUCUUUUGAGUUUUGCUUGUUUAGUAAUAAUGACAUAAUUAUGACCUGAUAGAUUAGAUUCGAACCAGUUUUUUUUUUUUUUUUUUACUGUAACCAAAAGGAUGGUUCUGAUAGUAAGAGGGGAUCUGUGAUUUGGGAAGCUGUUAAAAAAAAGAAAAAAGUAUCAAGUUGUGGGAGGAUGCUGGGUUGUGAAGAUACAAUACUACUUUGAUUCUUUAUACGUUUUCAAGAUGGAAGUGCCUCCAGGCUUGAAGCACUUUUGACCUUAAAUCACACAAUCAUAGCCAUUCAUUUGACAUCCAAAUUCAAUGCAUCUUUGACUAUGUUGUGUGUACUUUGUCCUUGUGCUUGGAAAGGUAGGUCAGUAUAAAGAAAUACAUUCAUUUCUUACAACAUUCACUCACUGAUUUAAGUUUAAAUGACACCAUAUGACAACAAAGAAUAUUAAUCCAAAUUACAAUACUCAAAAAGAAGACGGCUAAAAAAAUACAAUUCACCAUCUUGUUUCUGGAUCUAUAUGUUCUUAUUGUAGUUGUUCCCGGGGAAAAGGAAUCGUUGAUGCUCUUGGUCGAUAAGUAACAUUUUAAGAGCCUGCAGCUAACUUCCUUGAGAGUGGCAGACUGUUUCUGAGUGACAGUUGGUUAUCUCUGUUCAUCUUUGUUUUAGAGUAGAAUCAUUGAUUCUGCAGAGAGACUGUAGUGAGGUAAUGGUACACUAUUCCCUACAUAGUGCACUACUUUUGGUCAUCCGUAGUGCACUAUAUAUGGAAUAGGGUGCCAUUUGGGACACUGUUAUACCAUUGAACUGUGUCCUUCAAAGUGGAGCACCUGUUUCGCCUACAAAGAUUAUCAUUGAUACAUUCUUGAAAGAAAUCUCGUGUUUGAUUUAUACCCUGAUGAAGACAGCUUGUCUGCCCGAAACGUUGGACAUAAAAAAAAAUUGCAUCUGA
Molecule: messenger RNA, 1726 nt
Organism: Salvelinus sp. IW2-2015
Lineage: Eukaryota; Metazoa; Chordata; Actinopteri; Salmoniformes; Salmonidae
Gene: gmfb
Product: glia maturation factor, beta
Biological process (GO): negative regulation of Arp2/3 complex-mediated actin nucleation; actin filament debranching
Cellular component (GO): actin cortical patch
Molecular function (GO): Arp2/3 complex binding; actin binding
Source: RefSeq, a predicted model, not a curated record